Messenger RNA from Sycon ciliatum, 3255 nucleotides. RefSeq lists its product as uncharacterized. The record is from RefSeq and is a predicted model, not a curated record. The transcript is spliced from 7 exons. Bases 467 to 2491 code for a protein of 674 amino acids. Lineage: Eukaryota; Metazoa; Porifera; Calcarea; Leucosolenida; Sycettidae.
CUUGCCAGCUGGCAGCGAUUUCUGAGUGACCGGUAAAUGUGUGUUCGUCCUUGCAGAGGCUUCACCUUAGAAAGGUCGCUGUUGUUGAGGCGAGUUCAUUCAAUCUGAUCGCCUGGCUGUGUCAUCUACACUCCCAGGGACGUUCCAUUUUAGCCACCGAACUUCCAGUUAAAAAGGCCGCUGCAUUUCGUUGAGCUUGCUCACAGGACAGAAGUGAUCAUCAAGUUGUGGAAAGUUUAACCUGGGGGCUUGUGAUCGGCAAGUAGCCACUGCAAGAGCGACACCGCAAUUGCUAUGCGACUUUUGUUCGCAAAGUAGGACUGGAUUACCUCAGUUCCCAAGUGACAGGACUCAAGACCUGUAGGGGUCAGGCAAGUGCUCAGCAAGAACAGUCUUUGCUUUCUUUCAGACGUUCCAUGACGAUAGUAUAGUGCUGCACAUCCCGCCGUCUUCAGACAGGUACGAAAUGACCAUACCGGUACCAAUAAUAAUGGCGCUGCUCCGAGGAAUUCUCGUCCAGAUAGUGCUUGUCGAAUGUUUGCUUGGAGGAUACGCUUCAGCAAGUCAACCCUCAGUUGUGAUCAGCCCUGACACUGAAAAGAACAUUGGAAGAAGAAAGAUGGAAAACGUCCACAGGGAACCUGUGGCAAGUGCCGAGAUUGGCCGAGUUCUUCUCAAAUCUGAUCUCUACAAACCACAGCGACUUGAACUGUUGAAACUUAUUGAUGCUGAGGUAGUUGCAGAAGAGCCGACAGAACGGAGCAAUCCUCACAAGCGUCGUCAACACAAGCAACAACAUCAAAGACACGGGAGGCAGAAAAGAUCCGCGAACACAAGCAGUGGAGCCACUCUAUAUACCAGUGGAACUAUGGAAUCCACACUGCAUGUUCUGGAUGUCUAUCCACGCGAUGCCACACUCACCUUCCGAAUGUUAUCUGAUCAACGCCUUGAGAGACUCAAUGUGGAUAAUCUAGAUUACGGAUCACAUUACGAGAGAUGGUCGGAGAUUUCUCCAUCGGACCGCUUCAAUGCCAUUGCGAAAUUUGAGGCUGGAUUCAAAGAGGUGUAUGAGGAUCAACUUGCCACAUCAGCAUUCGACAGCAACUUACCACAUGUAUCACCAGAUGAGUUGUUUGUCGUGCUUGAUGGCAACAGCAGUCUUAGCCUGCAUGCUUCAGUGUUUCCUUACUCUAAGAACAAACUCACAGCACCCGGUAGAGGCUCUGCGUAUGUCUACAACGCUUUGAUUCCACCAUCUCUGGGUGAUCCUAAUGACUUUGAUAUCGUAGUUUAUGCACCGCAGCAUUUCAAGAAGGCCCUACACCCGCUGCUUCGACUUGGAAAUAACAUUCCACUGAACACUGGGGCUGAGAUUCUGUUACCAGAGGGGCAUUAUCAGCUCAAAGUGACACACCGUGGAGCUAUUGUGAACAUCUGUGACUUUCAAGAAGUGCGAUCAUUCAUUCCACCGGCAUGCAUCGAGAUCACAGAACACACACAUCAGUAUGUAGUUCUGCAUGGUAUCAUGGAUCGGUAUCGGCAAUCGUCCGACUACCCACCAGAGAUGAUGAUGGUGCCUCCUAAUCUGUGCACGCCUUCAGAGCAUCAUCCCAGAAGAGUUGAUAUCUAUUUUCUGAACGUAUACCAGACGUCGGAAAACCGCUUCAACCACCCAGUCACAUUCAUGUUCCCCAACAUCUACCAUUCAAUUAGCUUACCACCAAACAGUGCUCGAUUUGAAAGUCUCAACUUACACGACGGCGACUGCUUCAAAGUGCAUACCAAAGGACAGACCACGGACCCACCGCCAAUUGAGGUUGAUGCGGCUGAAAGCACAAUGUGCAUCUUCCUGGCAGACAACAACAAGGAAACGAAUGACAUGGAUGCUUUCCAGCAUUGCUGGGCAAAGUAUGAUUACCUAGCACCAGCAGCUUCCUGGAUAUUCUCCUACAAUGCGCUCAGCAAGGACUUUGCACCUGUUGAUGUGCUGGUGCUUCAAGCUAACAGUGAUCCUUUAGAGGAAGACAGUCCGUCUGUACUGAAGAUCAUGCACAAUGUCACCACUGGGGAAGGCAUGCCAGCUAUGCUGACGGCAGGCACCUACAUUGUCAAGACAUUCCUUGCAUCCACAGUCUACACCCCUGAAGAGUUUCUAGCCACACCAUCUGUAGCUGAAAUGUCGGUGAUUGACUUCAAGCCUCGCUCGUAUCAUUUCAACAUCUUGUAUGGUGGUGAAGUGGCCACCAAUGGCGAGCUGAAAUCAAUUGGCCGUGUGCUUCUGGAACCACCUUCGCCUAUCAAUGCCACGCAGUUUUUGAUUGAGCGGGCUCGUAACAAGACACGUUUAGUGCACAGUACCACGCCACCGUUUCACCACUCCUCAGCCAUGUCCUUGCACACUGGCGAUGGGUCAGGGUCCAUAGCCAGGAUGAGCAUUGCAGUCAGCAUUCUGCUUACAGUGGUAUGUCAUCUCCUGCAAGCGCUCAGAUGACUCUUGUGACAUGAGUAGUGCUAACGCGAGCUUCAUUAUAUUCCACACUGCUUCUAUUGAGACUUGAGAAGUUGACCAAAUUCUUUCUUGAAAGCAGUGGUGUAACACCGUAGAGACAAAACGUUAUCAUUAUGCGCAUCAUUAUCUGCUUUGAGCUAGCACCUCUCCCUCGCUCGCAUCUCAGGACAGGCGGAUGGUAAUGCUGGUGGUUGGUUGACAACAAUGAUGGCGUGCCAUUGCCAGCUUGCAAACAACAGAUCAGUGAAGGACCAGUAUGUGACAGAGAUGCAUACACGGCCUUCGACUUGCCUGUAGUGCGCAUUGAGUGAGAGCCGCUGUUGUGUUCUAGAAGUGGGAGGCAGUUGUGUUCUAGAAGUGGGAGGCUGUUGUCCACUAUCCUACUGUGCUUGACUCGCCUUUCAUGACAAAUGCCGAUUAUUGCAAUUGCGACCAUGCUCCAGCUUUGGCACACGAGCACAACAAAGCCGUGCACUGCCACUAAGGAAGCUACAUGGUGAUGUGCAUGCAUGUACACAAUAUUGUGGCUGCUAACACGUUAUAUUUGCAACUGAGUGUAGUCCAUGGAACGGACUGACAAAUACAUUAAGUGUAAUCAUCACCAGCGCUCUUGUUGUUGUGGAGAAAACAAUUGCCUCAUUCUGAGUUCAUAUGUCUAGCAGCCAGCUAAUGCCUUUCUAUCUUGAGCCUUCAUUUGCAAAUAGAAGAAUCAUGGCAAUUGCUUCUGCACAGGAGCUAAAUGUGUG